Daphnia magna is the source of this 829-nucleotide messenger RNA. Its product is annotated as apolipoprotein D. The coding region runs from base 52 to 627 and encodes 191 amino acids. The record is from RefSeq and is a predicted model, not a curated record. Gene Ontology annotation, molecular function: lipid binding. The transcript is spliced from 6 exons. Lineage: Eukaryota; Metazoa; Arthropoda; Branchiopoda; Diplostraca; Daphniidae. Gene Ontology annotation, biological process: tissue regeneration; brain development; lipid transport.
AGAAUAAGACGCAGUCAAACAAGAACGUCCAAGACAUCAAGUCGUGCCCAAAUGUUUUCAAAUCGCACAAAAUGCUGGAUGCUUUUUUUGGCGGCCAUGCAAUGGUACGAAACAGCGGUAAAUGGCCAAGUCUUUGAAUUAGGUGCGUGCCAAAAACCAACUGUUGUUUCCGACCUCGACGUUGACCGCUAUUUGGGAAAAUGGUUUAACAACCGGAAUUACUUCGCCGUCGUUCAAGCUAAACUGGACUGUAUAACGGCCGUCUACGCAAAGACAGCAAGUGGUAUUAGCGUAACCAACGAAGGAUUCAACAUACUUACGAGACAGAGGAGCACUGCGGUCGGCAGUGCUACUGAAAUAGAGCAAGGAAAACUCGGGGUUUCAUUCUCCGACACGCCGGCUACGACAGCAAAUUAUUGGGUGCUGGGUACCGAUUACGAUAACUACGCUGUGGUUUGGAGAUGUAUAGGAGUUGGCCCCAUCCGUAUAAGUUGUGCAUGGCUUCUUACACGUGAUCAAGAGCCUACUAGUGCCGUAAUUGACGAGGCUUUAGCAGUAUUCAACGCAAACGGCAUCAACACGGCCCCACUGAAGGUGACGAAUCAAAAGAAUUGCCCAGCAUCGUGAACAAGUAUUUGAUAAAUUCAACAGAAACAUCGAAUUAUUCCCAGCCGUCAACCAAGUUAAGCUGGGACUGGGCCCACCCCACCCUGAAAAUAAAAUAUUUAAGCACUUUCCCACUUUAAACUAAAACGACUUUGUUUUCGGACAAUUUUGCCAAACUUUUAUGGUGUCUAUAGAUGUGAAUAAAAAAAAUGAGAGCAAAAAA